UUAAGGAUCUGAUAAUUCAAGAGGAGAAGAAAGAGCUGAGGAUUUCACCAUUUUCAUCUCUUCUUCUUCUCCAUCAACACUCUGUAUGCAUGCUGCAUAUUAGAAUCUCAUGCAUGCAUGCAUUCACGUACAGAAAAAGAAUAUAUAUAUAGAUCAGAGCAUUUUCAUUUUUCUCUUGAAUUCUCAGCCUGCCUGCUACAUACUGCCAUUAUUGUUAUGGAGGAAGGUUUGUAGUUUCAGAAAUUAAAUUAAAGGAAAGGAAAGGAUUAUAUUGAUUGAUUGAUUGUAUUACAGAUCGAAACAAUUAAUUAGCAGAGGAUUAUUAUAUAUAAUAUAAUGGCUCCGAGUAAACUCAGGAAAGCCAUAGGGGCUGUGAAGGAUCAAACCAGCAUAAGCCUUGCCAAAGUGGGCGGCAGCGCGUCCAUAUCCGACCUCGAGGUGGCGAUCGUGAAGGCCACGCGCCACGAAGAAUACCCGCCGGAGGAGAAGCACAUCCGGGAGAUUCUGUGCCUGACGCUAUACUCGCGCGCGUACGUGGGCGCGUGCGUGGUCACCAUCUCCCGGCGGCUUAGCAAGACCAAGAACUGGGUGGUGGCGCUGAAGUCGCUGAUGUUGAUCCACCGGCUGCUCACCAACGGCGAGCAGUCGUACGAGCAGGAGAUCUUCUUCGCCACCAGGCGCGGCACGCGCCUCCUCAACAUGUCGGAUUUCCGCGACUCCCGCUCCAAUUUCUGGGAUUAUUCCGCGUUUGUGCGGACCUACUCGCUCUACCUCGACGAACUGCUGGAGCUCAGGAUGCAAAACCGCCGUGGAAAACAGUCAAAACACAGUGCAUUAGCGUCCGGUAAUGAAGAAGAAGAGGAAGACGAAGGCGAAGAGGAAGAGGAGGAAGCUGCCAAUACUAUAUGCAACAGUACUGCCAUUGUUGUUGCAUGCACUCCGAUUGCAGAAAUGAAGAACGAGUACUUGUAUUCAAGAAUCCAGCAUUACAUACAGAUUCUUGACCGAUUCUUAGCUUGCAAACCAGCAGGGGCAGCAAGGAGCAGCAGGCUUGUGCUUGUGGCUCUGUAUCAAGUAGUGAAGGAAAGCUUCCAAGUAUAUUAUUCCAUGGCAGAAAUAUUGGGAAUUUUGGUGGAUCGAUUCAUGAAGCUUGAUAUUCCCGACUCCAGAAAAGUUCAUGAGAUUUUCCAGCGCAUCGCCAAGCAAUGGGAUGAACUCGAGAUGUUCUACAGUUGGAGUAAAGCUGCAGGGAUUUCGAGGGAGUCGGAGUACCCGGAGGUGGAGAAUUAUCCCAAGGAGAAACUGGACAUCAUGGAGGAAAUUAUCCGGGAGAAAAUGGAAAUGGCGAGAGGGAGAGUAAUGAGGAGCCGAGAACAGUCACCUGAGGUGGAGGAGCCGGAGCCGGAAGAGGAAGCGGAAGAGGACAUGAAUGCGAUAGAAGCGCUGCCGCCACCGGAGGAUUUUUUGGAGGAGAAGGAAGAAAUGACAGUGGUGGAGGCGCCAAAGGAGGAGGAGAAGAAGGCACAGGAUAUAGGAGAUCUGUUGAACUUGGGUGAGGAUGCACCCACACCGGAAGAGCAUGCAAAUCAGUUAGCCUUAGCCUUGUUUGACGGUAUUCCGACAUUUAACCCUGCAAAAACAACCACGACUCCAUGGGAGGCCUUCAAUGGAUCCGGAGAUUGGGAAACAGCCCUCGUUCAAACCGCCAGCCAACUGUCAAACCAGAAGGCACAACUCCCCGGCAGCUUCGAUGAAUUAAUGCUCGACGGAAUGUAUCGACAGGGAGCGCUAAAUCAGGCAGUGGCCUCCUCCGGCGUUCUGACAACAGGCAGUGCUAGUAGUGUUGCGUUCGGGUCAGCCGGGAUGCCGGCAAUGCUUGCACUACCGGCACCUCCGUCUGCAGAUGGCGCAGCCAACACAACAGCAUCAGGAGCUGACCCUUUCGCCGCCUCGCUUUCAGUAGCACCGCCGGCAUAUGUGCAGAUGUCAGAGUUGGAGAAGAAACAGACACUGCUAUUUGAAGAGCAGCAAAUGUGGCAGCAAUAUGCAAAUGAUGGAAUGCAUGGACAAGUAGGAUUGGAAAAGGCCCAACAAAACAUUCAACCUCAUAAUUACUAUGGUUACUAGUACUCCUGCCUGUAGGGAAGAUUUUUGUCUUCCAGACUCCGAUACACCUGUGAUAGUUCUCUCUAGUUUUCUUCUUUCUUCUUUUCUCAAGAAGAGUGUAGUAUAUUCAGACAUUCAGCGAUCAUUUUUUAACCCACAAGCAGAAGUCAAGAAUGUUUAAGCAAAUAUUUGGAAGUGCACUCCACUGAUGAGAACAUAGCCCUAUGAUACAUCAACAACACUGACCUGGAUUCCUUGAAUGUAACUAAGAACAUGAAUUCCCCCACUGUUAUUUAUUUUGUUUCUACAAAUUUAGGGCAAGACCAAA
This is a messenger RNA of Ipomoea triloba (trilobed morning glory), 2434 nucleotides long. Its product is annotated as putative clathrin assembly protein At1g03050. Gene Ontology annotation, cellular component: clathrin-coated vesicle; clathrin-coated pit. The record is from RefSeq and is a predicted model, not a curated record. Gene Ontology annotation, molecular function: phosphatidylinositol-4,5-bisphosphate binding; clathrin heavy chain binding; 1-phosphatidylinositol binding. The transcript has 3 exons. Lineage: Eukaryota; Viridiplantae; Streptophyta; Magnoliopsida; Solanales; Convolvulaceae. Gene Ontology annotation, biological process: vesicle budding from membrane; clathrin-dependent endocytosis; clathrin coat assembly. The coding region runs from base 337 to 2127 and encodes 596 amino acids.